CAGGACAAUACAAUAUUAUAGUUUACUUUCACGGAUUACUAUUUUCCUAAAUCUAUUUCGUUUAUCUCAAAUGAGAAAGGAUAUUCAACCAUGUCUCAAAGGUAUGAUCAUAAUCAAGCUGGACCGAGCAAUAGUAGGGAGAGACACCAUCCAGAUCACUUUUUAGAAGAUCAUGUGUUACGUUUAAGCGACAACGAAGUUGGUGGGCUCGCUGGAAAUAGAGAAAACCAAGUUGAUUUUAGACUACGAAGGUACAUGGUACCGGUACGUAGGAUGGGAUUACAGCAUAGACGUGGGGCAAGGGCACGUCUCCGAGCGGAAAGAUUUCAGCAAAGUAGUCAUCACUCUCGUGCUCCACUCAAUGAAAAUGAGCAAGAUGGGGGUCCGGUUGAUAGUGUUGCGUUUCCCCCUUCUCCUGCUGGAUUUUCUUCUGAUUCCCUUGCGGAUGAUUCCGAUUUCAGCAGUUAUUCUGAUUUUGAUGAUGGAUUUGUCAGACGUGGAGGCUUUCAUGUUCGACAGCACGGACAUAACUCUGCUGAUAAUGCUGAUCGUGCUCGCAGAAUUAUAGUUGAAGCAAGCCCAUCUGCCAAUAGUGAUAUACCAAGUACAAGCAGAGGCCCUAGAAAUUCUGAAAAUUCUGUUGCCCGUGGAAACAAACGACCUCUAAGCAGUUCAAGUGAUUCAUGUGUUGAAACUGGAUUCACAAUUAACAGUAAUUUUGAUGCAUUAAGUACAAGUCGCUUUGUCUUACCUCUUGCGAGAAACCUCCAAAGAUUGAGAGGUAAUGAAGAAUUUACCGAUGUAAAAUUAGUUGUGGAAGAUAAGGAAAUAGCUUGUCAUCGUGUCGUAUUGGCAGCUUGCAGUCAAUAUUUCCACGCCUUACUUAGUUCUAAUAUGAAAGAAGGCAGAGCAGAAAAAGUCACCAUUCAAGGCCAUAAGUUUGAAAUUGUGGAAAUGAUUGUUAAACAUGUUUACGCACAGUCAAUACAAAUCAAAAGCGAUAAUGUUCAAGAUAUUGUCGAAGCCGCUGAUUAUUUUCAACUGGAUCAGUUAAAAUCAAGUUGUGAGAAUUUCCUUUUACGACAAGUCGCGGAAACUAAUUGUCUCGGUUUAAUGCAGUUUGGCGAACUUCAUUCUCUCGAUUCAUUGACUGCGAGAGCGAAAAAAUUCGCACUUGUCAAUUUUCGAAAAGUCUCUCAACAAGAGGAGUUUAUAAGACUUCCGCCAAGUGUAUUGAUGUGGUAUUUAUCGGACGAUGCUUUGUCUGUGCAAAGAGAAGAACAUGUUUUUCAAGCAGCUAUUUCAUGGCUACAAUUCAGCGAAGCAAGGGAUGAACACACCGUUGAUAUUCUGAAAUGUGUGAGAUUGUUAUUUGUCAGUCCGCAUUUUCUUUUCGACACCAUUGCAAAGCAUUCGUUUUUAAAAGGAAAGCCAGCGGUCCAAGAUUUAGUUUCUGAAGCAUGUAAAUACCACGCACUUGGUUGUAAUGAGUGGAAACAAAUGCAACAGCCGCAUACCAGACCCAGAAAAUCAUCACGAAUUACCGAAGUUUUAUUUAUUGUUGGGGGUAUAUGUAACAACAGAAGACUACAUCAUGCUGAAUACUAUCAUCCUAAGAAAGGAUGGAUCGCCUUGGCAGACAUUGUUACAGCACAUUGUACAAUGCACAGUUACAGCGUAUGUGCAAUGAAGAACAAUGUAUAUGUCACAGGCGGGCAUAGUAAUUCUGGAAUAACAGCUAAUGCGGCUUCACUUUAUUCAUCUAAUAUUAAUCAGUGGAGCGAAUUGGCCAGCAUGAUUUGUGCUAGAGAACGGCAUGGUUCAGCAACCGCAGAUGGGGCUGUUUAUGUUGCCGGAGGUUUAAUGGCGUCACAGAAAGGUCGUAAGAAACCAAUUGUGCUUGAUCAAGUUGAACGAUACCGACCCGCUUUCAACCAAUGGGAGUCAGUAAAGCCGCUGCCCAAACGUUGUUAUUCUCCUGGCGUUAUAUCAUAUAAAGAAAAGCUUUAUGUUAUUGGUGGUGUUAGCAUGACUGACGAACCAAGCAAUUCAAGCAAAAUUAUCUUGAACUGUAUCCAAUGCUACGAUCCACUUAUCGAUAAAUGGUCUCUUCUACCACUAGGUCAACCAUUGGCACGAUUAUGCUGUACGCUAUAUCAAGACAAGAUUUAUAUGAUAUCAAAUAAUGCGAGUGAGAUAUUCCGUUAUGAUCCAAACACCCAAACUCUUGAGGAGUGGCAGCAUCUACCAGAACCUGGUUUAGAGUUUGCUGGACUCGCAACUUUCAAUGGAAACCUUGUCAUUACUGGAGGUCAGAAGGAAAGCAACACUUUGAAUAAAAUGUUUGUCAUUAGUUAUGAUACCAAGGAAGUUAUAGAAACGGUCAAUAUGACAAGAUCACUCUGCAUGCAUGGCUGUGUGGCUAUCGACAAAUUUGGAUAGCGCAAAGAAAGUGGGUCAAUCACAUAUAUGAAAAUUUUAAUUUUUUUGUAAUUAUAUUCUGCCAUUCAAACAUGAAGCUGUGCAUCUAUGUACAAAAAUAUACGUUAUUUUGCUAAUAUUAUGGCUCUCAGCCUGUUCAUGAUUUAUAGUGUAUAGCUGAGGAUUGCAAUACAAUAAUAUGUCUCAUAUCCAAAAUGAUUGAGUAAAAUAAAACUUCAAUUGGACCUUGCCUUAAGGUUCAAGAUUCGAAUCUUCUUUUCUUUUAAUUUUCAGCUGAAUUACUAUUUUAUUGUUAAAUCGAUAAACAGACAAGUCAUCAAUAUUAGAUAUAUUCUGUAAUAGAUUCUUAGUUCUAUCCAUACCACUUCCUAAAAACUGGUGUCGCAUUGCAAUUUUAGGGUGAUAUUUUGCUAUAGGUUUUUGAAUGAUAAAUUUUGUUUCUUCCAUCUCUUUCUACAUAUUUUGACUUCAAUGCAAGAGUGAUUGUGGCAUUAUUUCAAGUAAUCUUCUACAAAGAAAUAUAGCCAUUCACUCUGCUUGAAUAUGAAACAAUUGUCAUUAUUUUUAUAUUUUUGUGGUGGGCUGCAUAGAGAAAUUCGAAAAACUUUCAUUUUCAUCCAUGCUCAUCCAAUUCCAGUGAGUGAGUCUCACAAAUUCUUGAGGGAAAGAGAAAUUUGAGUUGAGCGUAUGCCAUAGAAAUUGCCAAGGCAAACACUCGAUGUUUCGUGAAAGUUCAUGAAACGCAGAUCCUACUAACCUAUAUGCUGAAUGCUAUUUUUGCAGCGUCUUUUGUUUAUUACACUUUUCUUUGAACAUUUUGAUGUUAUAAAAUGUUGCUUGGUAAUCAAACAAUCUUUGACAGAAUUUCUAUACUUGGUUGUUCUUUAUUUUUUCUUUUCACACUGUUUAAAAGUUCCGCAUAAAUUUUUUUUGUUAUUAAUUUUUCACAAGAGUUUGUUAUUCGUCCUCUAUGUAACUAUAUCUAUUUUAAUCUAGCCUGGGCAAUAAUAAUAACAAAACUGAUAUCGAAAUGUUAAAUUGGAAUUUAUGAUGAUGAUACCAUAUUAGAUGAAACUGAGGAGUAGCUCCACUUCCAAACAAUGUUAUUCGUUCACAUGCAUAAUUUUCUUCUUUCUCUUUAACAAAUCAUAAAAUCUUUUUUCGGUUCAGAAUGUUUUUUUGUAAUAUUUAAUUUCUAAUAUCAAUUUGAAAGUUUUCAGUUAAAUUUGUGUAAAUUGAAAGUUUGAUGCUUCAUUUUGAAACCAUUAUCAUGGUAGUAGUCACUAGUCACAACCAAAAACAUCAAUGGUCAUUCAUGCUCCUGUUCGCAACUAUUGCAAUUUCAGAUCAGCUCCCCAGGUUACCUUGGAUAUCAAUAUCCUUUUAGUGUAGUAUCGUAACUUUAUAUACCCAACCUAAGAUAAACAUUUUUGGAACAAUUCAUUAUGUAUGGUAAAUUUUACUUUAUGAAAUAGGAUAAAUUCAACACAUUAAUCCAACUUUGUUUAAACUUAAAUCUCAGGACACAUUCCUGUCAUUUUGUUGUUUCAUUAAAGGUGGCUAAAUAAAAUUUAAGAAAAACUUUA
This is a messenger RNA of Styela clava, 4028 nucleotides long. The record is from RefSeq and is a predicted model, not a curated record. Lineage: Eukaryota; Metazoa; Chordata; Ascidiacea; Stolidobranchia; Styelidae.